AGACGCCCCCUCGACUUGGUACUGCAUAGUAAGCACACAGGGAAGACGCCCCCUAACCGGGAACUCCGAUUGGCUGUAGGGGCGUGGCUUGCGGAUCCUCGCUUUCCCGCCGACGGUUGGUUACGUCACGUGACAUGGGCUGGAAGAUGGCGUCUCCCACAGACGGGACGGAUUUGGAAGCAUCUUUGCUAAGUUUUGAGAAACUUGACCGUGCCUCACCAGAUCUCUGGCCAGAACAGCUACCAGGUGUCGCUGAAUUUGCAGCUUCUUUCAAAAGUCCCAUCACAAGCUCUCCACCGAAAUGGAUGGCUGAGAUAGAGCGUGAUGACAUUGAUAUGUUGAAAGAACUGGGGAGCCUCACCACAGCUAACCUGAUGGAGAAGGUACGAGGCCUACAGAACCUGGCCUACCAGCUGGGGCUGGAUGAGUCCAGAGAGAUGACAAGGGGAAAAUUCUUGAACAUUCUAGAAAAGCCCAAGAAGUAGCAACUGCUCAUGGACUGGUGUCCUGAAGACUGUAACCAAGCUUCCUUCUAAAUACGACCCUGAUGCCCACCACGUGCUCUCUUGGGAAAAGCCUGGAGGCUGAGCUUCAGGACUGCCCUCCUCCCCUGCCCCGGCACCCUGCGCCUCUGAGGAUAUUCGGUAUCAAGAGGAGAGAUUGUUGUAACCAAGGAGCAUUGCUGUUUACUGAGUCGGCUUCGUAGCUCUGGCUAUUGGUAACACAGAGGUCCUGUCAUUCUGAAAGGUAUUUUCCAGGAGCCCCAGGAUGGUAGAGUUCCUUUGAUUCUGUAAUGGCAAAGUCAGUAGUGACUUGUUGGUUGAAUGGGUUCUGUUGCGUUGUACUUGAUCUCUUAAGCAUUCAUGAUGAGGACGUCAGAGACCAACUAUGUUCUGGACCAGACUCUGCAUCCUGACCUGUGAACUCUGCAAGACCUAUUGAUUCUAUGACUUCCAUUCUAGAGGAAACAUUAGAAUCUUGUUGAAAUGCACAUCUGCUUUUUUAAGUCUAUACCUCCAACGACACUCCUGCUCUCAGGACUGUCCCGUCCCCACCUCCAGUCCCACUCGCAGGUCUGAGUCCAGACAAGAGGACCUCUUGCAGUGACUUUCCUGGGAUUAGCUGUAGAGUGAACGGCCCAUGCUGUGCCACUUUGAAUCCUAGACCUCCAGACCAGGAAGAAGGUAACAGAAGGAACUCUGGGUAGUCUGUUAUAUUUGUAAGUAAAAAAGUGGGCAGGCACGGUUGUGAGAGUCCCCACAUGACUGAAGACAAGGAAGCCUGAUUGACUGGUGUGCUAGCCAGUGGUAGUGGCAUUUGUCCCCUCCUUCCUCCUCUCAGCCGCUUAUCAGAUGCUUUGCUUAUGUGAUAAGAACACACCCCAUGAAAGUGUCUUGGCUUAACUACAACUCUCGCCUAUUUUUUUUUUUUUUCCAAAUUGCAUAUGUCUGCUAAAUUCUGAAAAUCUUGCCCCUGGGUAAAAUCGAUUAGACCUAGUCUCUCACAUUUUGAAGAGUACAGCAGGUUCCUUGAACAUUGUAGAAAGAAAAGCUCUGUGGCCAUCGUCCACUGGGAGUGUGGACACAGGAAAAGUGUGGUCAAGUUUGUGGUCUUGUCUCUGUUAGGGCACAGUACUCUUGGGGUCCACAGCAGGUCCCUUGACUGUUUUUGACAUUUGUGUUUAAUGCUAGAAUUGAUGUUGGAUUUUCCCCCUCAUUAAUGGUUCUGAUCAACACAAUUUUACUUUUUGAAAGGAAAAGGCAGUGAAAUAUAUACCAUAAAAUAUGAAUAUGAGAAGAAAUAUAUUCUGCUGGGGUACUCCCUACAAGGGCCAAUUGGUUUUAAAUUUAAUUCUAUAAUUGACAUUUUUUAAUCUCACUGAAUGCAGUUAAAGUGAGUGUGUACUCAUGGUGGGAACAAUGCCAUAAUGUCAGUUGUCCUUCUUCACUCUGUUUUUGAGAGUUGAUGACAUCAGGCACUUUUCAGAGUUUGGGGAAAUUGAAAAGUCUGUGGAGAAUACUGAGCUAGCUCCCCCAAACUAAAGCAAGUCUAUAAUAGGAAGCCAGGAGUUGGUGUUUUGAUCUGCUACACCUCCUCCUCCUAUCAUCCUAUUCACCAGCACUUAAUUAAUGUAAGUAGAUGUUUUAGACUUGUGCUAUUUAUUGUUUUUGUAUUGUCAUCCUUAGAAAUGUUAAUAGUGUAUUUUUAUAUUGAUAAUAUAAACUAAUGUAUAGUAUGUAUAUGUAUUUUAUAAUGUUAGAGAAUACUUUGUGUAUAAUGUUGUGUCUCUAUAAUAAAUAUGUCCCUUGUA
Mus musculus (house mouse) is the source of this 2311-nucleotide messenger RNA. RefSeq names its product lin-52 DREAM MuvB core complex component (gene Lin52). The record is from RefSeq and is marked validated. The transcript is spliced from 7 exons. Bases 147 to 485 code for a protein of 112 amino acids. Gene Ontology annotation, cellular component: DRM complex. Gene Ontology annotation, biological process: regulation of DNA-templated transcription. Lineage: Eukaryota; Metazoa; Chordata; Mammalia; Rodentia; Muridae.